Messenger RNA from Camarhynchus parvulus, 1516 nucleotides. RefSeq names its product BLOC-1 related complex subunit 7 (gene BORCS7). The transcript is spliced from 5 exons. Gene Ontology annotation, cellular component: BORC complex. The record is from RefSeq and is a predicted model, not a curated record. Lineage: Eukaryota; Metazoa; Chordata; Aves; Passeriformes; Thraupidae. Bases 23 to 343 code for a protein of 106 amino acids.
GGCGGGGUGUGGGCGGGGUAAGAUGGCGGCGGGGGGCGCGGCGGAUGCUCAGGCGCGCUUUGGCCACUCGGUGAAGGGGCUCCUGACCGAGAAGGUGACGAGCUGCGGCACCGACGUGAUCGCUCUCACUAAGCAGGUGCUGAAGGGCUCCCGUAGCGCCGAGCUCCUGGGUCAAGCUGCGAGAAACAUGGUGAUGCAAGAAGAUGCCAUCUUGCACUCGGAAGAUAGUUUAAGAAAAAUGGCCAUAAUAACUACUCAUCUACAGUACCAGCAAGAAGCAAUUCAAAAGAACGUGGAGCGCUCGUCAAACCUUCAGGACCAGCUGAGUCACUUGCUGAAAUGAAGGGGAGCUGAAGGCUUGAGGAAAUCUCGACCAGCACUGAGGGAGUGAAGUGUUCUCCCCCUGCCAGCCCCUGGGGCUCAGAACUAUGUCUGGAUGAAGCUGGAUGUCAGCUGGGAUAUGUGCAGAGUCCAUGCUUCUGGGCACGUGGCCCCCUCACGUGUGCCUGCAUCCACACCUCUGCUCCAGAAUGCUCACCUGCACACCUGCACCUGGCUGAAACAAACUUCCCUGAAACUUUGCUCUUCCCAAUAAUUCCUGUGUCUGCUUACUUCCCAUGUCGCGUGAAGUGCUCAGCCCACCCCAGCACCCUUGGCAAGAAAUGCAGAGUUGAGGCAUGGCAUUUAAAUGCAGGUGCCUGCAGUUUGCCACUGGUCUGUAUUUAGCCACAGAGGUGGCACAGAGUGCAGUUUAUUUAGGGCAUUUUAAUCAGUGUGAGCUGCAAGCGCCUGGGCGGGUGAGAGGUGCUUCAGUGUAGGCUGAAGUGCCAGUCCCAGCACAGGAUUUCUGAAACCAGGAAUCUAAGCACACACAUCUGCCAGUGGCCUAGCUGGACAUGGUUUGGCCAUCAUCCUCCUCAGAGGUUAUCUUAUUUUCCUCUCUGCCAGAGUUUGGAACAUCAUCCCUUUGCCAGCCCAUAUGUGCUGCAUUUGGCCUUCAAGUACAUUCCUUCUGGGCUGCUGCUCCAGCUUUUGAUGAAGCAGCCUUGGCUGUGGUGUGUGUUUGUAUCUGGUUGGGAAGGUAUCCAAAGGCCUUCUUAGGAAGCCGGCAAGAGAGCAUCAGGAGCUGGUGUGCUCAGUUCUACACUGCUCUGUUGAAGACUAGUGAGCUGUUCACAUCCAGGACCAGCUAUAAAUACUGUGUCUUGUUUUUGGUAAGUCACUUAUCUGGAGCACUUGGAGUGCACGGGAAGCACUUGUUUCCCUGAGUGUGCUUUUCACCAGCUGAUAGGAGCAGGCAGGCUGAGAGCCGACACAGGCCUGCCACAUUCUUGUUGGAAUGCUGCUGGAGUCUGGCUCCUGUGCUGCAGAGCCUUCUCAGAGCAGAUUUCACCAUCCCUGCCAGUAUUUUUGCCUUGGGUGACAUUCUGACCCCAGCUUCACAGGUGCACUUUGGGAAUGAGUUUUCCCUGCGACUCUCUUGCUGGGAAUAAAAGCUGUCCUGAACACCACCAAA